This is a messenger RNA of Beauveria bassiana ARSEF 2860, 345 nucleotides long. RefSeq lists its product as uncharacterized. The record is from RefSeq and is a predicted model, not a curated record. The transcript is spliced from 4 exons. Bases 1 to 345 code for a protein of 114 amino acids. Lineage: Eukaryota; Fungi; Ascomycota; Sordariomycetes; Hypocreales; Cordycipitaceae.
AUGUCGGAAUGGAGCCAGCCGCCUAAUGCUCAGCUAGAAGAACCGGUGGCUGCUCCUAGAGUCCCUAAUCGAUCUAGCGUCCCCGUCUUUGGCUCCUUAUCGGCUAGUUUGCUCGUAGAGAGUCCUACAGAAAAGGGCUUCCCUCACCACAGACCGUGCGAUCUCCCGUCGGCUAUAUCAGAAUGGAGCCAGCCGCCCGAUGCUCAGCUAGAAAGGUAUGAACCGGUGGCUACUCCUAGAGUCCCUAAUCGAUCUGGCUUCCCCGUCUUUGGCUCCUCGUUGGCUAGUUUUCUCGCAGAGAGUCCUACGGAAAAGGGCGAGCUCUGUCUUAAGCGAAAACAAUGA